Molecule: messenger RNA, 1953 nt
Organism: Brassica rapa (field mustard)
Lineage: Eukaryota; Viridiplantae; Streptophyta; Magnoliopsida; Brassicales; Brassicaceae
Product: MLP-like protein 34
Biological process (GO): defense response
Source: RefSeq, a predicted model, not a curated record
AAAAAUAAAUGUGACGUAUGGAUGGACAGUCUGCUUACUGAUAUUUGCUUGAUAUAUUUUUUCUAGAGAUUUGCUUAAUCCAAUCAUAAUAGCCGGAUCAUAAUAAUAUAAACCCAUCAUCAAUUUUGUCCAAUUAUUUAUAUCUGUAUAUCUUCUCUCUGUUUGUUUUCCAAACGUCAAAACGGAAACUUAUCCAACGCAUGUUAUAUUAAGUUUAUAAACCUAUGUGAAAUAGGUUUAAGUUUAGUUCAAAGUAUAAAGUAGCUAUUUAAUAGAAAUACUAGAUUUUGAUCCGCGCUUCAAAAGCGCGGGUUUUCUUACAAUAAAAAGUUUAAUAAUGUUAAUGAUUUUUGUAUGUUAUUAUGUUACAAUAUUGAAUUAUAUCAAAACAUAGAAUUUUAUAAAAUUAUAUGAUUUAUGAAUUAAUUUAUUUAAAAUUUUGUAUGUAUAUUAUUAUGUAACUCUUUCUUAGGUCCAAACAUUUUGUUUGGUUCGAAUAAAAACCGAUCCGAAUCGGUUCAGAUCCAAGUCUACGGCAAAGUACCUAUUGGGUAUAUUUCAGACCCGCAGUGUCGGUUUAGGUUUGGAUUCUAUAGAGAUCUGAACCGGUACCCUGAGUAUCUAAAAUGUAUUGUGUAUAUUAAAUAUAUUUUCUGUUUCAAAUAUGUGUUCGGUAUCACGAUUAUUCUUUUGUGUUUCAGAUUAGGUUUUCGGUUAAUGUUUCAGAUUUCAAAUAAAAUGAUAGAUUUUUAGAAACAUAUUUCGUGUAUAAAAUUUUGAAUAUAAUUAAAAAACUUUAAAGUAUUGUCAUGUUUCUAUACAUUAUGUUUUACAUAAAAGUUUUACAUUCUGUAUAUAAAAAAAUUUGGUUCAUAUAAUAUGUUAAUAAAUGUUGUAAAUCAGCAUUUAUGUGGAGCGGAUAAAUUAUCAUCAUAGCUGACAAUAUAAACUAUAUCUAAACAUUAUCUUUCUGGUAUUUGAAAAUAAAUGUUAAUAUUAUUUUUUGUUAAUAAGCAUAAAAUCUGGUGGCAGAAUCUUUUAGUUUGGCACAAAUAUUAAACAUAUUAUGUGGAGUUGAUUAAUUAAGGUGAUAUAAAAUAUAACAUUUUAAUGAAAUGGUCUAACAACUUUUUAUAAGUAGAUUUUUAAAGAUUCUUUUAGUAGUAUAGAUUACUUUAUUUUUUGUCAGUGCCACGAGUAGUACUUACCAAGAAACAUACGUAAGAAGCCACCUACCUCUCUUUUCUCCAAAUGGUAAAAUAUUAAGACAAGACAACACAAGUCAUAGUAAGAAACAAGAAAAUUGUGGAGCCAUGACUAGCAUUCAGACUCUCGACCUAGAGAUCCAAGUGAACAUGACGGCCGAUAGAUUUUUCAACAGUUUCAAGAAGAAAGAAGGAAAUUUCACAGACAAGACAGAAGCAGUUUCUGUUCAUCGUGACGAUCCCAAAUCCAACUCCUCGAUUCAGAUCUGGAACUUCAUCGUAGAUGGAAAGAUGGAGCAGGUUAAGGAGAAGAUAGAGGUUGAUGAAGAGAACAAGUCGGUUUCUUUCUUAGCUAUUGAAGGAGAUGUGUUGGAGCAAUACAAGAGCUACAAGAUAACACUUGACGUUGUUCCUAGAGAUGGAGUUUGUGUUGCCAAGUGGACAUGGGAAUACGAGAAGAUACACGACGACGUUCCAAUCCCUACUAAAUACAUUGCCUUCGUUGCAGAUUACACGCGUGACCUCGAGACUAGGUUAUUGUCCGAAUCAUAAACAUCUCAUCAACGUUUUCGAGUUUCCUUAUUAAAAUAAAUCAAAUCUUAUAGUCCCUGUUUUGGUUCCUCUUUGGACUUGUGUUCAGCCUAUUUGUAGAUAAAAUGUGUUGUUGUUGCAGUCUCUAUACAUGCGCGAACUCAAAUCAAGACAUCAGUUUCUAUUUAUUAUCGAUAAGUUUUUGUAGAUCGCUUUA